Dothidotthia symphoricarpi CBS 119687 is the source of this 2682-nucleotide messenger RNA. RefSeq lists its product as uncharacterized. The record is from RefSeq and is a predicted model, not a curated record. The coding region runs from base 1 to 2682 and encodes 893 amino acids. Gene Ontology annotation, molecular function: zinc ion binding; DNA binding; DNA-binding transcription factor activity, RNA polymerase II-specific. Gene Ontology annotation, biological process: DNA-templated transcription; regulation of DNA-templated transcription. NCBI's taxonomy places the organism in Eukaryota, Fungi, Ascomycota, Dothideomycetes, Pleosporales, Dothidotthiaceae. The transcript has 3 exons. Gene Ontology annotation, cellular component: nucleus.
AUGCCCUCACAUCCGGGCUCCACAUCCUCCUACGACCCUUAUCCAGCGCCUCAUGCCGGAGACGCUCAAUUGGAGAUGAUUGUUCCUAGUCAACAUGCUUAUCAUAUGGAUAUUACCAGAACUCAAAACAACACACAACAACUUCCUAGCCUGCGUGCUGUUCUGGAACCCGAACUACUUGAUACGAAGUUACCAGGUCAACCAUCACGAGUAGGUGGCACUCAAGUGUUCCACAGUACUUCUGUGCGCUACGAAUCUGACAGCCCAACAUUGAAGAGACGGCUCGAUCUUGAUACAAAUAAGUAUGGCUACUCCGAUCGUAGCACUGUUGUCCCUCAACCGCCGUUCGCAUAUCGACCACCGCUUUUGACCAGCAGUAGCAGCAAUUCCUUUGCAGUAUCCUCAACGCAAGGUUCUACGUCUAGCGCCGUUAUCCCGGAACUUCAACGUCGUGAAAGCUUUGCUCAUAUCUCUCCCCAUGAUCAGACUGGCGAAUUUUUCCGACCAUCAUCGACACCGUCUGACCCAGUAGCAAGCCACUUGUCUCGGGACGAGCUAGGGGAAACUGGGAGAUCUGUUAGGAGGCGACCUGACGGCUCCUCGGUGUCUUCACGGGCUACAGUCAAAGCUUCGCGAUGUAUCGGACAGCGUGAAGUUCCGGGCGAAGGCAUUUGUUAUUUCUACGAAGACGGUACCUACUGUCGGGUUGUUAUUGAUGGAGAACCUGUCAAUCCAUCGUGGGGUAUUACAAAAGCCGGAAAGCCACGCAAACGGCUUGCUCAAGCUUGCCUGACCUGUCGAGAGAAGAAAAUAAAAUGCGAGCCUGGCUAUCCCAAAUGCCAUCAGUGCUCGAAGUCGCAAAGAAUAUGCAAAGGAGGACUCAGCCAGUCAAGUGUCAGCAGUGCUUCAGGGGAGCCAUCGCCAUCCAGUCCCCCUUUACCGUCCAAGAACGCAUCGACAGAACUUUCCAGUUCCGCAGCCGGCUCAGACAAGGAGAAAACGCAUAAAGAGUCACACGAGCCUUUCAUUCCGAGGAAGAAUGAAUUUUGGCAUGCUGGCACCCCUUUCAACCCUCAGAGUUUUCGUCCCCAGUCUGUCGCGACAACAGGGUCGGUUUACUCCUAUGAAUCAGACCUGAGCGGUGUUUUGAACGGACAAGAGUUAGAUGGCCGUACUCGCGGCUCGUAUCUCCACAUGGAACUCCAAUGGGAGCAAGACCCUUACAAAACAGACCCUAAGCUCACUAUGGAACUCUUGGAUUUAUAUUUCCUCCAUGUUGGACGACCGACUUACAACAUCUUUCCUCGUGUGCCUUUUUUGUCGUGGGUUGAGUCCGGCCACGAAAAGAACCCGGACCAUAUAAUGCUCUUGUAUUCGGUUCUUGCCUUGGGUUCGUUGUUUUCGAGUAAUUUGGAACUCCAGGCCCUUGGAAACAGAUUUGCGUCUAUCGCCACAUAUGCUCUUGCAAAGCGUUUCGGCAAAUUCGACCUGCAAAUGUGUCAGAGUCGUCUCAUACUCUCUCUGUACAAUUAUGGACAGGGCAAAAGCCAGGCGGCCUGGGACUUCACUGGAGCGGCACUACGCGCGCUUAGUGCACUGAGAUUGAAUACAGAGGAAGGGGUGAAGAAGACCGCGUCUGACGCUGCCGCCCUGGAGUACGGCAUUGAGUCCUGGACUUACGAGGAAUGCUGCCGUCGCACUUUCUGGUCUGCAUUUUUAAUGGAUCGCUACAACGCUAACCAGGGUGGAACCUUCUGUGGGAUCAACACAGAGGACAUUCAUGUUCGCAUGCCUUGCUUGGAGAAUAUGUACGAAACGUCUAAGCCCUGUGAAGCACCCCUUUUCAGCUAUGAUCUUCUUGAUCAACCGGAUCCUCAACAACCGCCUCUCGGACACAUGGCCUACUUGUGUUUGAUUUCGGUUAUAUGGGGAGAUGUGAUGACAUAUACCGGACGUGCGAUCCAUCGACCAGAGGGCAGUUUCGAACGCAACUACACAGUCUUCUACGACAAAUCCUACUCAAGACUCAAAGCAUGGGUUGAUAUGUUGCCAGAACAUCUCCGAUACAGUCCGCAAAACCUCGACAAGAGCAUAGUGGAAGGGUACGCAGGCUCCUUCGUCUCCAUCCAUGCUCUGUACCACGUCACGGUGCUCCGAGUCAACCGUUACGUCCGCGUCCGUGCCAUGUCUACCCACAUCGUACGCCGAAACAUCGACCGAGCGUUCCGCUGCGCCUCCAGCUUCGUAUCAAUCAUGCAGACACUCGCCGUAACAACCCGUCGGCAACGCCUGCCCACUGGAACCGCAACAGACUUCCAAUUCUCGACACCUUUCUCUGCAGAGGUACUCAUGCUAUCCAUAGACGUACUCACCUCUACCGGUACCUUCCAUUCAUUGCCAAGUCUCAUCGAAACUGUCAACGAUGCGUUGUCUUGCACUGAUGAACUGUCCAGUUUCUGGGCAUCAGCACAAGCGCACCACAGAACGAUAACCACCCGAUUGAAGCAACUCCGAGACAUUGCCGCACAAGCAGAGCAGAAAGUCAACAAUGACGGUCAGGCGCAGUUCUGGACGAUUGCCGAUAGCCUUGAUACGGCAUUUGGGAGGGAUGACGUGGUGUACGGGACUGAAGACCAGCUGCGAUUUGAUACUGUGGCCAAGCUUGCGGAGUGCCGAACCUAA